Messenger RNA from Xylaria bambusicola, 351 nucleotides. RefSeq lists its product as uncharacterized. The record is from RefSeq and is a predicted model, not a curated record. The coding region runs from base 70 to 300 and encodes 76 amino acids. Lineage: Eukaryota; Fungi; Ascomycota; Sordariomycetes; Xylariales; Xylariaceae. The transcript has a single exon.
UAGGGCAAGAGUAAGUAGCACACGCUGUCAGCGUGAUCACGCGUGCAGCAAACUCAGGGCAUCAACUACAUGUAUUUUACUCGACGCAGCCUACAUGUGCUGUAUCUGUGUAGUUUAGCCAUUUCGGUAGCGAUACGGACGUACCUGAGUGGUUACAUGCGUACGGAAAUUAUCCAUUACGCAGUUCGCAAUAAGCGUGAGAGGGCACCCAGACUACCUACCAAGAUCAGCUCGACCACACCUAUUCUCCUUUACCUAUAUGUAGUUGUACCAGCUACAGAGACGUCUAAAGACGUCUAAGUUGGCCGAGGCGAUGAUAUGAUAAAUUCUCGCACCCUGAAAAUUGUUACU